Messenger RNA from Nipponia nippon (crested ibis), 3261 nucleotides. The record is from RefSeq and is a predicted model, not a curated record. Lineage: Eukaryota; Metazoa; Chordata; Aves; Pelecaniformes; Threskiornithidae.
AUGGGGCCCAGGGCCGUCCCGUGGAUGAUGCUCUGGCUCUUCUGCCUCCUGCCCUCCACCAGGGCUCAGAUGAAGAUCCCACUGGAGACGGUGAAGUCUUGGGCAGAUGCCUUUGGUGGGGAGCUGUACUCCAUUGUGACUAAGUAUUCAGGCUCUCUCCUGUUGCAGAAGAAGUACAAAGAUGUGGAGCCAACUCUGAAGAUCAAAGAGGUGGAUGGCUUGGAGCUGGUGAAGAAGUUCUCGGAGCAGAUGGAAAGCAUGCUCCGCAGGAAGGUUGAAGCCGUUGAGAGGUUGGUGGAAGCAGCAGAAGACGCAGAUCUGAACCAUGAGUACAACUCCUCAUUGGAGUUUGAUUACUACAACUCUCUCCUGAUUAAUGAGAAGGAUGAAAAUGACAAUUAUGUGGAGCUUGGAGAUGAAUUCAUUUUGGAGCCAAAUGAGCAUUUCAAUAACCUGCUGGUGAACACAACAUACAGUGAUAUCCAGCUCCCCACCAAUGUCUACAACAAAGACCCUGACAUCCUGAACGGCGUUUACAUGUCAGAAGCCUUGAAUCCUAUUUUUGUGGAUAACUUUGAAAGGGAUCCCACACUGACCUGGCAGUACUUUGGCAGCUCCACUGGAUUCUUCAGGCUCUACCCAGGAAUAAAGUGGUUACCAGAUGAGAAUGGAGUCAUCUCCUUCGACUGCAGGAAUCGUGGCUGGUACAUCCAAGCAGCCACCUCUCCCAAGGACAUUGUCAUCAUUGUGGAUGUCAGUGGGAGCAUGAAGGGCCUGCGGAUGACCAUUGCCAAACACACCAUCAUCACCAUUUUAGAUACCCUGGGAGAAAAUGACUUUGUAAACAUCAUUGCAUACAAUGAUUAUGUUCAUUUUAUCGAACCCUGUUUUAAGGGUAUCCUGGUCCAAGCAGACAGAGAUAACAGAGAGCACUUCAAGCAGCUGGUGGAUGAACUGCAGGCAAAAGGAGUGGGGACUGUGAACAAGGCUUUGACAGAGUCCUUCAAAAUCCUGAGAGAGUUUAGAGAUGCCGGUCAAGGAGGCUUGUGUAACCAAGCUAUCAUGCUGAUCACAGAUGGAGCAGUGGAGGAUUAUGAAGCUGUGUUUGAAAAAUACAACUGGCCAGAUCGGAAGGUCCGGGUUUUCACUUACCUCAUUGGACGGGAGGUCACUUUUGCCCCCAACGUGAAAUGGAUCGCCUGCAACAACAAAGGCUACUACACUCAGAUCUCCACACUGGCGGACGUCCAGGAGAACGUGAUGGAGUACCUGCAUGUGCUCAGCCGCCCCAUGGUCAUCAACCACGACCACGACAUUAUUUGGACUGAAGCCUACAUGGACAGUGCGCUCUUUGCAUCUCAGGCUCAAAGUCUGUUGCUCAUGACAACAGUGGCUAUGCCAGUCUUCAGCAAAAAGAACGAGACGCGAUCUCAUGGCAUUCUCCUGGGUGUGGUGGGCUCUGAUGUACCACUGAGGGAGUUGUUAAAACUUGCUCCACGGUAUAAGUUGGGUGUCCAUGGAUAUGCCUUUCUGAACACCAACAACGGCUACAUCCUUUCACACCCAGACCUCCGUCCUUUGUAUAAAGAAGGAAAGAAACUGAAGCCUAAGCCAAACUACAACAGUGUAGAUCUCUCAGAAGUGGAAUGGGAAGACCAGGAUGAAAUACUGAGAACUGCCAUGAUCAAUGGGGAAACGGGCUACCUCUCUAUGGAUGUGAAGGUCCCUGUGGAUAAAGGGAAACGAGUUCUCUUCCUCACCAAUGAUUAUUUCUUCACGGACAUCAGUGGCACACCCUUCAGCCUGGGUGUGGUGCUGUCCAGGGGACAUGGGGAGUACAUUCUGCUGGGGAACACUUCAGUGGAAGAAGGUUUGCACGACCUGCUCCAGCCAGACUUGUCUUUAGCAAAUGAAUGGAUUUACUGCAUCACCGACAUCGAUCCAGACCACCGGAAGCUAACCCAGCUGGAGGCUGUGAUCCGUUUCCUCACCGGAGAGGAACCUGACCUGGAAUGUGAUGAGGAGUUGGUCCAGGAAGUGCUGUUUGAUGCAGUGGUCACUGCACCCAUGGAGGCCUACUGGACAACACUAGCCCUCAAUAUGUCCAUGGAGACUGAGGCAGGUGUUGAGAUGGCGUUUCUGGGCACUCGGGCUGGACUCAUGAGGAGUGCCCUAUACGUGGGCUCUGAGAAAAUUUCCAACAGGAAAUUCCUGACACGGAAGGACAAGGAGAGUAUCUUCACCAUGGACCACUUCCCUCUGUGGUACCGCCGGGCGGCCGAGCAUCCCCCCGGGAGCUUCAUCUACAGCAUUGCAUGGCAGGAGGGACCAGAGGGAGGUGGCCUACCAAAAGUGGUGACAGUGAGCACGGCUGUGGCUGUGGCUGUGGAUGGGAAGAUGGGUAUUGCUGCAGCGGUGGGUGUGCAAAUUAAGCUGGAGUUGCUCCAACGCAAGUUUUGGAUGGCCAUGCAACAGUGCAGUGCCUUGGACGGUCCCUGUCCACUAAGCUGUCAGGAUGAUAUUCUGAAUUGCUUCCUCAUUGAUAAUAACGGCUUUAUACUUGUUUCCAAAAGACCUGCAGAGACUGGAAAAUUUUUUGGUGCAGUGGAUGGCUCAGUAAUGACCCAGCUGCUAAACAUGGGCAUGUUCAGGCGGGUGACCAUGUAUGAUUAUCAAGCGAUGUGCAAAGUACCCCACCACCACCACAGCGGUGCCCGGCCUCUGCUCAGCCCAAUUUAUGCCUUUCUAGCUGCAGUGAAAUGGCUGAUAAGUGAUUUCCUCAUCUUCCUUUUGGAGUUUAACAUGAGUAGCUUCUGGCACUCAGACAACUUGGCAGAUGCCAAGGCUGUCUUCCAUCACUCUCACAAGCACAAGAAGCACGACACCUUGCAGCCCUGCGACACCGAGUACCCCGUUUUUGUGUACGAGCCGGCCAUCAAGGAGACCAAUGGGCUGAUCGAGUGCGGAGAUUGCCAAAAGAUGUUCGUGGCGCAGCAGAUCGCCAGCAGUAACCUCCUGCUCCUCGUCACAGAUGCCACAUGCGACUGCAGCAUCUUCCCACCUGUCCUGCUGGAUGCGAAAGAGGUCAAAUAUAAUGCUUCAGUGAAGUGUGAACGGAUGCGGUCCCAGAAGCUGAGGCGGCGGCCGGACACGUGCCAUGCAUUUCACCCCGAGGAAAAUGCCCAAGACUGCGGUGGCGCUGCUGAGGUCUCCAUCUCGCCGAUGCUGCUCCUCCUGCCCCUGGCGCUGCUCCUGCGGUGA